This is a messenger RNA of Culex quinquefasciatus (southern house mosquito), 1552 nucleotides long. RefSeq lists its product as uncharacterized. The coding region runs from base 884 to 1462 and encodes 192 amino acids. NCBI's taxonomy places the organism in Eukaryota, Metazoa, Arthropoda, Insecta, Diptera, Culicidae. The transcript has 3 exons. The record is from RefSeq and is a predicted model, not a curated record.
UGGUCCACGAUCUUUCAUCGUUGGUCAGAUUGUCCAUGACGUCCGCGUUCAAUAUGCCAUUCUCGUCCUCGUCCGGUUAGGUAGCGCCUUUGUCGUCACCUGCUGCGGUGGCAAACGGCUCCUCAGUGGUUUUGGGCUGGCGGGGCCCGCCGGAAGUGGAUGUAGUCCGGUUCAAGGCUGGCUUCUCGUCGGAUCGGGAGAUGCGGUUUUUCCGAUUUGAUUUGGCGCCGCGAUCGUUGUCACGCUGUUCGGCUUGAGUUGCGGCCCUUUAACCAUCGUACUAUUAGUAACGCUGGAAGCGGCCUUCCAAGAGCCAUCUCUGUCUUCGCCAUCGCUCUCCUGCUGAUAUACGCCCUGCCAAAACAAAAGGAAACAAUUAAACAAUUUAGAAAUCCGGAAUAUGCUGGCUCCAGAUCAUCGCAAACGACCUAUAUCUUCUAAAUCCUUCCGGAUCCGGUAAGAGACUUAUUUGGCUGGGAAAUUAAUCGGCAAAGCCACAGCCACACAGAAAACUGAAAGAACCUAGAAGUUCCGCUUUAUUCGCAUAAUUCAUGCCAAACCCCUGUAUAACCAAAAACUGGUAAUUUUAACUGGAAAAAAUGUAUUCAAAUGUGUGAAAAUAAGCAAAAUGUCCUUUAUUUUGUUUGAGUGUUUGACUUUCAAAUGCCAAAACGUCAAAAACCAUGUGCUUUUUUUCGUCUGCUGUAUCAGAAGUGCACGGAUUUCUUUAUCCCGGUGCCGGUUGUAAAUUAAUGUUACGGGUUGCAACGAGUGGCCAUUUCAGUCACCGGUUCUAAUAACGAUCACAAGAUCAUUGUUGGGUUCCUAACGGUAUAUUGCCACCAGAUUCAGAUUUCAUGAGUUCAAUCACAGCAAAACAAAAAUGGACGACAAAAAGAUAUUUUGGCAAAAAAUGGCUUCGGUUUUAAAGUGCAUGAUUCCCGAACACAUCAAAAAUGUGGUCGAGAGAACGGGGUUCGUCAACCCGGCUCUGGAGGAUCUCAACAGCGAUGGGCUAAAUCUGAUCGAGAUAAACAUCCGUACGCUUCCGGAAGCAACCAGGUUUCCAACGGACCCGCAAUUACACAAGUAUCUGGAUUGCUAUACUCAGGACAUAAGGGAUUUCCGAUUGAUGGCCGGCGAGCGCGCUUUGCUCCUUAAAAUGGCGCAAGCAGUCAAGCGUAAGGGCUGGUCCUAUUUUACGCAAAGGCCGUCGGAAAAGCGAGUCGCCUGUUCCGAUCAGCUCAGUAGAACCAAAGACGAAGAAUCUUUGCGGCUUCGGAUUUUGGACUACUACAUGCAAAGGAAUAUUUUUUUCUGUGUACCACGCGGCUCAUUGACAUGUUGCAAAAUGUACACAAUAGAUCUCGGAAUACAAAAACGGCUAACGGGAUGCGUUACACGCCCGCCCAGGAUCAAAUCUUUUUGUACCAGUUUAUACAAGGAGGAAAGGAAUAUUUGAAGUGGCAGCGAGGAAACACAACGGCACCAUGCUUGCGAACCAUGCAAAGAAAACAUGCAGCUAGAGCUAAAUCCAUCACGGAAGGAGAAU